Mobula hypostoma (lesser devil ray) is the source of this 2636-nucleotide messenger RNA. RefSeq names its product peptidase inhibitor 15-like. Gene Ontology annotation, cellular component: extracellular region. NCBI's taxonomy places the organism in Eukaryota, Metazoa, Chordata, Chondrichthyes, Myliobatiformes, Myliobatidae. The record is from RefSeq and is a predicted model, not a curated record. The coding region runs from base 118 to 933 and encodes 271 amino acids. The transcript is spliced from 6 exons.
CUCACGUCUACGAUUUCUCCAGCGUCACGUUACCGUUAGCCUUACCUCUCUCACAUCGGAGGGCACUUUUCAAAAUUCCUUCGAAACUUGGGAGGGCUCGGACUAUAUUUUUUGCCGAUGACUGCAAAGCAGCAGUGCUUCGCUUUUCCUUCGGCAACCAUGAGACUCUGCUCCACAUUAAGUUUAAUCAGGUUACUGUGCGCUCUCCAGGGAACAAGUGCAUUUAUUUCAGUUAAUGUCAGCGACACGCUCCUUUCAUCAAACUUCAGUGGGAAGGAAUUAUCCUGGAGAAAAUAUCCGGGACCCGAGAAUGUCCCUAAAACCAGACGGAGGCGAUACAUCUCCCAGAAUGACAUCUCGGCUAUUCUCGAUUACCACAAUAAAGUUCGAGGUCGCGUCGUCCCACCUGCUGCAAACAUGGAGUAUAUGAUAUGGGAUGAAAAUCUUGCAAAAUCUGCUGAGUCUUGGGCUGCCACUUGUAUAUGGGAUCAUGGACCAAAAUAUUUACUGAGAUUCCUCGGACAAAAUCUUUCAGUUCGCUCUGGACGCUAUCGAAAUAUUCUACAGUUGGUAAAACCUUGGUACGAUGAAGUAAAGGAUUACAGAUUUCCAUAUCCUCAAGACUGUAACCCCAGGUGUCCCCUGAAAUGUUAUGGACCAGUAUGCACUCACUACACCCAGAUGGUUUGGGCAACAUCCAACCGAAUAGGGUGUGCAAUCCAUACCUGCAGCAACAUGUAUGUCUGGGGGUCCACUUGGCAACGGGCUUUUUACCUUGUAUGCAACUAUGCUCCAAAGGGAAACUGGAUUGGAGAAGCACCAUAUAAAAUUGGAACGCCGUGCUCAGCCUGCCCACCCAGUUAUGGAGGAACCUGCAACAACAAUCAGUGCUUUCCACGAGUAACUUCAAACUACUUGUACUGGUUCAAGUGAUUUGUUUACAGAAUACGUAGCCAAUGCCACAGUAGGAACAUUAGUUCCUCAAACUGAGUUACUAGUCAGCUGAAAAGACUUUGCAAAACAUAUUAUAUACCCAUUAUUAUCACUGAAAAAUUUACCAUUUUACAGAGAUAUUUAAUAUUAUCAUUUUACUGCUUUUAACUUUCACUGAGUUAGCUCAUAGAAAUGCAAAACUUUAUUAUAUCAACACAGGGCACUGUAUUUAUGAGGAGAAACAGCAUAAAACUUCAGAAUAUUGCUAUGUUUUUAUUUGCAGGUGAGAAUAGAAAGCAGUAUCCAGCUGGUUUUGUGCAUAGAUAUGAUGCAACGUUACCGACUUGGAAAAGCAGUUUGUUAUUUAUCCAUAAUGGGUGUAUUUAGGUUUACACCUAGAAUACUGUUAAAACUGGAGGGACAGUCAGAUAAGCUAAGGGAUUUGCUUGUAGAAAGCAUUAAUUAAAGCAAUUGCAAAUAAUUUAAUAAGCUCUGCUCUGGAUAACGAGGGCAGUUUAGUUCUUAAAGCUUUUGUGGUGCUAAUCAUUUAUUUAAAAUCCCUGCCAAUCAUGUCAGGCAUAACUUCAAGAUACUUAGCUAAGAUAUUAAAAUAUAGAGAAACAAAUAGGACAGUCAUAAGGGUGCUAUUGAUCAUAAUGAUCACAUUUUGAUCACAUAUAUUUUUCCAUAACAGUUGGAAUUUAUAAACCGUAGCCCCAGGCAGCUCAGACACAAACACAUCCGUUGUAUCAGGUAGCACAUGAGCAGGCUCUUGUGCCAAAAACAAGUAACAUAUCUGCAAUAUUUACAGGAGAUUGCACUCACUUCAUUCAAUACAGUCAAUGACUACAUGUUUACUCUUCUUCCUCUGAGGACCCCAAUCUAUAUCUUCAUGAGGUCCUCAACAUUUCGUUUCUUAAAUAAUUUUUGGCCCUUUGAUUUGAUGGCAUUUUCCCUCUAAACUAAACAAUAGAUUAUUUUCCUGGUGUCUUUAACAUGGCAAUAUAUCCAAAGGCACGACAGAAGUCAGCGUCACAUAAUUACAACACUUAUGCCAAUGCCACAGAUAACUGCUUAGCUCCAAGAGGAGAUGGUCAUCAGUACUUCAAUAUCGAAUUUGGUGGAAUGGUUACAGCAAAGGUCACAGGACAUUUUCCAGACAUACUGGAAGGAUAUAAAAACCUGAAAUGCAGGGAACACUCAGAAGUCAUGAAGCAUCUAUAGAGAAAUAUGCAUAGUCAGUGUUUGAAAUUCAUUUGUAGUACUUUCUCUUUUUAUUUCAAAUCUCCAGCUUUUACUGUAUUUUGAGUUUGUAAUAUUAGAAUAACAGAUCAAUAUUCUAAUUUUCUGCUUAUUGCUCUUUGCUGCUUGGAUUUACUUUUAAGAAUCCACAUUUAUUAUUAAUAUAAACUAGAGGAGAAAAGAAGCAGUUUUCGGAAAGUGUAACAGUCUUAAAUUGUUCAGUUAUCAGGGCAUUAGUAAUUAUGCACAAUAAAUAACAAAUGGUGACCUUUUUACUAGGUAAACUCUGAUUAGUCAAUCAUUUAGGUAUUUUUAUAAGUUAAACGUGGUUACAAUCUGUGCCUUAAACAAAGAGGCCUGAACUUCAUCUUUGGUUGCUCUGUAUCUUUUUCACUUAACUUGCUCAAUAUCGGCAAUAGUAGCUCCAAAAUUGUGGAGUUUUUGGUGCAAACUACAUUCAG